AUGAAAUUUCUGGCGGUCGGCGUCCAGCCAAGGACUCGGGCAAGACAAAGUAGAAACAAGCAGAAGAGAAUAAAGAGGUUGCUGACGUUCCAAUUCUUCUCCCACGGCAGUAUCGACGACAAAUUGACGUCGCACACCAAGUUCAAUCGCAGCCCCACUGUUGUCGUCCGCAUGACUUCUGAAGAAGAGAAAAAGGUCGUAAAAAAGAGUGACCACACAACAUACAAGAAAGCCAAGCGUCUGUCACGAAAUGCCGUCUCUGCAGUGAGGUCUCGGUUCGUCCACGGAAGCCACGACUACAUUGACUUGGAAAACACGGACCUGAGGAAGAACCUUAUGUAG
Messenger RNA from Colletotrichum higginsianum IMI 349063, 342 nucleotides. RefSeq lists its product as uncharacterized. The coding region runs from base 1 to 342 and encodes 113 amino acids. The record is from RefSeq and is a predicted model, not a curated record. The transcript is spliced from 2 exons. Lineage: Eukaryota; Fungi; Ascomycota; Sordariomycetes; Glomerellales; Glomerellaceae.